Molecule: messenger RNA, 1729 nt
Organism: Toxotes jaculatrix (banded archerfish)
Lineage: Eukaryota; Metazoa; Chordata; Actinopteri; Toxotidae
Product: solute carrier family 22 member 4-like
Exons: 10
Coding region: 18-1670 (550 amino acids)
Biological process (GO): transmembrane transport
Cellular component (GO): membrane
Molecular function (GO): transmembrane transporter activity
Source: RefSeq, a predicted model, not a curated record
GUGUUUUGUAGUCAAUCAUGUUGGGUGGAAAACCUAAAGACUUCGAUGAAAUUACGUCCUUUCUGGGCGACUACGGUUUUUUUCAAAUUCUUAUGAUUGUGCUGCUCAGUUUGAGUGCAGUUCCAUGCGGGUACAUGGGAGUAAUCGUGGUUUUUAUUUCGGAUACACCCGAGCACCGGUGCAAAGUAUCGAUAAACACCACGCGCAGUGGCACAGAUGUGGAGCUUCCCUUCCACGAGCGGAGCAGCUGGAUCGGGCCUGACAGCUGUUCGCGAUACAAACUGAGCGGAAACGGGACGGUAACAGGGGGGUUCAGCAAUGACACAGAGCAGUGUCUGGAUGGAUGGGUAUACAGCACCGAGAGAUACACCUCGACCAUUGUGUCUGAGUGGGAUCUGGUGUGUGACAAUGCAUGGAAGGUUCCUUUCUCCACUUCCUCAUUCUUUGUUGGAGUCCUGAUUGGAUCCUUUGUUAGUGGCCACCUCUCAGACCGGUUUGGCAGAAAGCCGGUGUUUUUUUUCACCAUGGUCUUACAAACUGUCACAGCCUUGAUCCAGGCCACGUCUGUCAGUUGGGUCAUGUUCUGUAUCCUCAGCUGCCUGAGAGGACUCGGCCAGAUAUCCAGCUACAUCGUAUCACUCGUGCUGGGGUGUGAGAUGCUGAGCCAGUCUGCCAGGGUGAGCUUCACUCUUCUGGGCCACAGUCUAGGUUUUGGCAUCGGUUAUGCCUUGCUGCCGCUCUUUGCCUACUUCAUAAGAGGCUGGAGGAUGCUGCUUGUUGCUACUGCCAUCCCCUGCCUCUUAUUUAUUCCAACAUGGUGGCUGAUUCCUGAGUCUCCACGUUGGCUUUUGCAGAAAGGUCGGGUGGAGGAGGCUGAGCUUGUCAUACGCAAUGCUGCAAAAAGAAACAGAGUUCCUGUCCCGGAGGUCAUAUUCGGGGCUGGAGAUUGCUUGGAGUUAAUGCAAAAUAAAGGUGAAGUGCAUCUAUACACUUACGUGGACCUGAUACGCACCCGUAACAUGAGGAACAUUACAAUUCUAGGUGUUUUCAUAUGGAUGUCUGUCGCCAUGGUCUUCUAUGGUCUCGCUCUCAAUACUAGUAACCUGAAUGGAAAUAUAUACCUCAACUGCUUUAUUUCUGGGGCCACUGACAUUGUGAUGUAUGUUGCCUUUUGGCUUCUCGUUAACCGGGCGCCGAGACCCACUCUCCUGUUCUCCACACUGAUGUUCUGUGGCAUCACUCUUCUGAUCAUCAGGCUGGUUCCUGAGGACAUGCAUCUGAUGUUCCAGGUGUUAGCCUUCGUAGGAAAGAUGGGUGUGUCUGGUGCUUAUUGCUUCAUCUACGUGUUCUUCACUGAGCUGAUCCCCACCGUGGUCAGGAACAUGGGAUUAGGGGUUGCCUCCACAGCUGCACGAAUAGGCACCAUCAUUUGUCCCUAUGUGAUUUACACAGGUGUUUACAACAAGAUCCUCCCCUACGUUAUUUUUGGCACAGUCAGCAUCGUGGCCGCUGUUGUUAGCAUGUUGCUGCCAGACACCAGAAACAACAAGCUUCCAGACCUUAUCAGCCAGGCAAAACCCAUCAGAGGAUGCUGUCCUCAGGACACAGGUACAGUCCAGGCAGAUGCAACUGAAGGCUCUAAAGAAAUGAGCAAGAGCGCCCCCUGCUGAAAUAAAAUUACACAGCAAGAGUUGAGGGAUCACAGACAAAAGAUGUUAAACUAAACUUU